Carassius carassius (crucian carp) is the source of this 1360-nucleotide messenger RNA. RefSeq names its product peflin. Gene Ontology annotation, molecular function: calcium ion binding. Gene Ontology annotation, biological process: COPII vesicle coat assembly. The record is from RefSeq and is a predicted model, not a curated record. Lineage: Eukaryota; Metazoa; Chordata; Actinopteri; Cypriniformes; Cyprinidae. The coding region runs from base 81 to 893 and encodes 270 amino acids. The transcript has 5 exons.
GAAAACGCACCAAUCAGCUUCAGGAGGCGGGCCUUUAUAAAUAUAGCCGAAUCACUCCAUUUGCUAAGAUCCUCAGCGGAAUGAGUUAUCGAUACGGACAGGGUUAUCAGGGGCCAGGUGGUAAUGCUCCCCAACACAACCCGCCUCCAGGGGCACCGUAUGGAGGUGGUCCCGCUGGUGGACAGUAUGGUUCACCUUAUGGCGGUGCCCCUCCAGGGCAGCAGUAUGGUGGAGGGGCUCCAUACGGGUCUUAUGGUCAACCUGGUCCAAGAGCGCCGUCCGGUGGGGGCCAAGCUCCAGGUGGUCCUUACGGAGGUUAUGGACAACCCCAGGGUGGACCGUAUAGUCAGCAGGCACCUGCAGGUAACAUUCCUCCCGGUGUGAACCCUGAGGCCUACCAGUGGUUUUGUUCUGUGGAUUCAGAUCAUAGUGGCUACAUUAACGCAAAAGAACUGAAGCAAGCACUCAUGAAUUCCAACAACACCUCUUUCAAUGACGAAACCUGCAUGAUGAUGCUCAAUAUGUUUGACAAGACCAAAACCGGACGUGUAGAUGUAAUUGGUUUCUCUGCACUGUGGAUGUUUCUGCAGCAGUGGAGGGCAGUGUUCCAACAGUUCGACCGCGACCGAUCCGGAUCAAUUAACAGCAAUGAGAUGCACCAGGCAUUAUCUCAGAUGGGCUACAAUCUGAGUCCUCAGUUCAUUCAGGAACUGGUGAAUCGUUACUCUGCGCGUGGUGUGAAUGGGGUUCUCCAGCUGGACCGCUUCAUUCAGGUGUGCACGCAGCUUCAGAGCAUGACCCAAGCAUUCCGUGAGAAAGACACAGCCAUGACUGGCAAUGUGAGGUUGAGUUACGAAGACUUCCUUUCUGGUGCCGUUACCAGACUGAUGUAAAGGACUGCACAGCAAUUCAAAAGAUGAUCUGACUCUGAGUGUACAGCAUGCCACCUCACCAUCUCAACAGUGCCUUUCACUGCAGCUUACCCUGAUUUUACAUUUUUUUCAUUAAGCAUUGCCACCUAGCCAAAUUAAAGCACUCAUCGCAAGAGACCACUAUUGUGAUUGGGUUGUCUGUAAUGCAACCAGUUAUAUAAGACUAAACUGUUGCCAAAAUAUUUGUGGUAUAUGUGCAUAAAAUGACAUUAGCUAUGCAACAUGCACUAUUUACUAAUUAUGGGAGUAUGUCAUAGAAGUAUAAUAAUGUUUGAUUUUCUUUAUUUUAAUUAACAUUUCUGUACUUUUUUAAUAUUAGCAAAAAAAAAUCUGAUUAUGAAUGUUUGAAAUGCAAAUAUUUUUAGGUUUCCCUCCCCUCCCUUGCUUUUUGCCUUUUAUUUGAUAAUAUUUAUGCCCUCUUAACACCC